AUGGACCAGAAGGACAACUGCAAACCUGAGAAAGAUGUCUCGCCUCAGCUGACCAUCGUUGACUUGAGUGAAGACAGAGCAAGUCCAAACGCCACAGACGCACCUGGAAUACUGUGUGUCUCUUCAGAUGCAAUAGCUCCGGCAGCAAAAGUAGAAGAAACGGGGGCCGUUCCGGGCAUUGAAUUGGGACAGCCAUAUCAUGUAUUCUCGAAGGGCCGAAAAAGGUUACUCGUGGGCGUCAUCGGAGUCGCAGGACUGUUCUCGGGCUUGUCGUCAAAUAUCUACUUCCCAUCACUAGACGCAAUCGCAAAGGAUCUCAAUGUUAGCAUCGACGCCGUUUCCCUGACCAUCACAUCGUACCUCAUCAUUCAAGGCGUGUCGCCAUUGCUUUGGGGUUCGCUAUCGGAUACGGUGGGACGGCGGCCUAUUUAUAUCGCUUCUUUCACGGUCUAUAUUAUUUCCAACAUUGUGCUUAGCCUUUCUCCCAAUUUCGCCAUUCUUUUGGCCUUUAGAGGCCUGCAAGCGGCAGGUAGCGCCUCAACUGUAAGCAUUGGGAAUGGCGUUAUUCAAGAUAUCGCUGCACCAUCCGAAAGAGGAGCUUAUAUCAGCUUCUAUCAGGCCAUCCGUAACUUCAGCAUCGCUAUUGGUCCAGUUUUAGGUGGCGUCUUAGCGAACACCUUCGGCUUCCGGUCCAUCUUCAUUUUUCUCGCCAUACUUUCCUCACUAGUUAUCAUAAUGGUCAUUCUCUUUCUGCCUGAGACACUGCGUACCAUUGCUGGCAACGGCUCCCUGCGGCUCUCUGGUAUUUACAAGCCACUCGUUGCGAGGUUCACUGCGGAGCAACCAUACAUGCAAGACCCUGAUGAAACGGUACAGCGAAGGAAAGUGACUCUCAUAACGUUCAUCGAGCCUCUAAGGCUUCUGGCGGAGAAGGAUAUCGUCCUGAAUCUGCUGUUUGGGGGCGUUGUGUAUGCCAUUUGGAGUAUGGUGACAUCUAGUACCACAAACCUUUUCAAGUCACGCUUUGGCCUCAACGAGCUUCUCCUUGGCCUAGCUUACCUACCCAACGGUUGCGGCACCAUCGCCGGCUCUGCUAUGAUUGGCAAACUCAUGACGCGCGACUAUAAAGCAGCCGAGGUGGCCUACAAACUUGCGCACAAUCUACCACCCUCGUAUAAAGUACCGGCCAAGGAUAUCCCAGCCGAUUUUCCCAUCGAGCACGCACGUCUACGGCACCUGCCGUGGAUCGCAAGCCUCUUUACUGUAUCCACCGCCGCGUAUGGCUUUUCACUCGCAUACCCGUCUAUAACGUCCAAGCCCGGGUGGAUCGCGGUGCCGCUAGCUUUGCAGUUUCUAAUUGCCGCGAUGAGCAAUGCCGUCUUCGCGCUCAACCAGACGCUUGUGUCGGACUUGUGUCCCGGCAAAGGCGCUAGCAGUACAGCCAUUAACAACCUGGUACGGUGCGGACUUGGCGCCGUUGGAGUUGCGUUUGUCGAGAAUAUGAUUACCAACAUCGGGUCCGCGUGGGCCUUUCUAGGUUUAGCAUUAAUCACUGUAGCAAUGGCACCAUUUGCUGCAGUCAACUGGUACUGGGGUCAACAAUGGCGAGCUGCAAGAACAAAAAGGAAGGCCAAGACCGAGGAGUAG
Messenger RNA from Trichoderma gamsii, 1647 nucleotides. RefSeq names its product major facilitator superfamily transporter. The record is from RefSeq and is a predicted model, not a curated record. NCBI's taxonomy places the organism in Eukaryota, Fungi, Ascomycota, Sordariomycetes, Hypocreales, Hypocreaceae. Gene Ontology annotation, molecular function: transmembrane transporter activity. The transcript is spliced from 5 exons. Gene Ontology annotation, biological process: transmembrane transport. Bases 1 to 1647 code for a protein of 548 amino acids.